AUCAGUACCAAUAUGACAUCAUAUACUAAAUAAUGUCCAUGCCAAAGUUUUCAUGAAUCUGACAGAUCAAUCUUCGGAAUGUCAGAACUUGAACUUUCAAAGCGGAGAUGAGCUUAUAAAUAUCCCAAGCUUUGUUUUCAAAUCAUUCCAACAUCAAACGUCUAAAGAAACAUAUACAUCAUGGCAUUGUUUACCAGUACACCGAAAAGUAAACUUUUGAUAGAAGAGAAAGUUACUUUAUUAACUCUAGAUAGCGAAGACGAAGACUUUUCCUCUGGGUAUGAUUCACCGGUGCACAUCUCUGAUAAAGACUCAAACAGAAACUGUCAAAGAAGAUUACAAAUAGAGCCAUCAUCUGACGAUUCAGAUUUUUCGUCUGAUGAAUCGACUCCGUUGGAGUAUUCCUCGUCUGAAGAUGACGAUAUUGAUUCAGUAGAGUCGAUGAAAGUAACCAGUACACAAACAUUGAUCGAAAACAUCCGAUACAUUUUAUCGAUGCCAGAAUUAUGCGAUGUUUUGUUCAUCGUAGGACCACAAAGAGUUCCCCUGUAUGGAUUAAAGGCGAUUCUGAGCACUCGAAGCAGGUCGUUUUUCGUUAUGUUUUUGAAACACGCAAAAGAAGCAUUGAAACAGACGAAGAAGAAAACAAAGAAAACAAAACACACCCAACCGGACCAGAACAAUAGACUGACCAUCAUUAUAGAUAAUUAUGAUGCGGAUAUAUUCCAUACAUUUUUGUUGUUUGUCCACUGUGGAUCAAUAGUAAUGGAACCAUCUUCAGUUACAGGGCUACUUUGUUUGGCUACAGAGUUUGAUAUUCCAGACCUGAGAAAUGCGUGCUGGGAUUUCAUUGAUCGGUGCCUGUCAGCACAAGCUAAUACUUCCCUUUUAAUGCAAGAAACAUUCCAAUAUGGCGACCAUAAAGCUGCACAGAAACUUAGACUAAAGAUUUUAAGAAUGCCGUCAACCAAGACUAUGUCAACAUCUUCGACACUUUUGAAAGAUUCAAAUGAUUCCCGUAACAGUGUACAAGGUUCCUGUAACAGUGUACAAGGUUCCCGUAACAGUGUACAAGAUUCCCGUAACAGUGUAAAAGAUUCUCGUAACAGUGUACAAGGUUCCCGUAACAGUGUAAAAGAUUCCCGUAACAGUGUACAAGGUUCCCAUAACAGUGUACAAGAUUCCCAUAACAGUGUUCAAGAUUCCCGUAUCAGCAUAGAGACAUUAGUUUGAAUCAACAUAAUUAUCAAUAAUAGUGCUUUACUUUAUUUUAUUUGAAUUGUAAAUAACUAUAUGACUACCAAUUCAUGUUUACAAAAUGGUAUGAAUCA
Messenger RNA from Mytilus trossulus (common blue mussel), 1331 nucleotides. RefSeq names its product kelch-like protein 1. The record is from RefSeq and is a predicted model, not a curated record. The coding region runs from base 181 to 1233 and encodes 350 amino acids. NCBI's taxonomy places the organism in Eukaryota, Metazoa, Mollusca, Bivalvia, Mytilida, Mytilidae. Gene Ontology annotation, molecular function: protein binding. The transcript has 5 exons.